GGACGUCAAAAAACCGCUUUUAUGAGUGAUGCUUUGUUGAUUAUUGGCAGAUGUUGUUUGCAAAUUGUUUAUUUUGAUCCUAAAGUUAGAAAAUAUUAAAUUUUAAUCGGGAAAAUUGUGUAAAAAUGAGUGAUUUGGAUAUCGAGAAUAUUUGCCGUCUGUGCUGUGAGAAAAAGAAUCGUAUGAGGUCUCUUUUUGAUCUAACAGUCAACGAUUCGACAUCAUUAAAGCAAGUGAUUUUGGAUGUUACUCGUUUGGAGGUUGAUAUCGGUGACGGUAUGCCACAAAAGAUCUGCCGGAUGUGUACCUCCACGUUGAUGAAAAUGCACGAAACGAUCGAAAACUACCGAGAAAACAACUUGAAGCUCCAACAGCAAAUAAGUGCGGUUCUACAGCAGCAGGUUGAAAUUAAAGAAGAAGAAGUGGAUGAAGAAGAUCUGGAAAAGGCGUGCCAUCGAGAAAUGCUAGUUGAUAAUAUUGACAUUAAAGAAGAACAAGAGGCAGAAUAUAUCGAUUACGAGGAGCUAGAGCAAACUAAAGAAUGUAGUGACAAUGAAGUAAGUGCGAAUGUAAAAGCUGAUGAUUCAGAAAUUAAUCCAUUCGAUGAGAAUGAUGAAGGGAUGCCCGAAGAGGAAAACAAAGAAAUUGAUCCCAAACGUGAUAAGCCAAGAGUGAAAAAAUCUCGUAAACCGAUUGGCUUGAGCGCUCCUUGGAAACCCGCGCCGAAACGCCCCAAAAAAAGGAAUCCUGAUGCCCCACAGAAAAGUGAUCAUAAGUGUUAUGUAUGCAGGAGCGACUCCCACGGCUCAGCUCAAGCUCUCUUGGCCCACCUAAACAGCAAUCAUUUGAACCUACUGCCAUAUACGUGCCAAGAAUGUGUAAUGGACACGGUUGUAAUUAAAACGGCUCUAGCAUUGAACAGUCACAAACGACAACAUCUGAAUCCUGAGAAAUGUCCAUUUUGUGAUAAACGAUACUCCUGUAAAAACAAUGUUGAUAUGCACGUGCAAUUGCACCACGCAGAGAACACUUCUGAAUCUGAAUUGACUUGCAAACAUUGCGGGAAAGUGUUUGCCACAAAGACGUCACUCAAUCAUCACAUGAAGCUGCAUACAACUGCCACAAGUUGUGAGCUCUGUGGUAAAAUUUUCGCGGAACGAAGCAAACUACAAAGACACAUCCAACGGUUUCAUGAAAAACUUAGAAACUUCGAGUGCCACAUCUGCAAGAAAAAGCUAGUUUCACUGGAAUCGGUCCAGAACCAUGUCAAAGCAUACCACUCGACUCGGAAAUAUAAAUGCAGUUACUGCUCGAAAACCUUCGGCACGGAGUUGGCCCAUCGUUUUCACGAAAAAAGACAUGUCAACAAUCCAGAUUUCGAACCUAAGAAAGAUUGGAAGGACUACUACACGGUUAUUGAAGGAGACGACAGUGAUUCAACGCUGAAGAAACUGAAAAAGUGCACUCUCUGCGGAGUGAUAACGAGAGCAAUUACAACACAUCUAAGUGCUGUUCACUUUCCCACGGAACAUCGGUGCGAGACUUGUGGAAUGACCUUUAAAAUUAAACAGAUUUACAAUAUCCACGUGCGGGAGCAUGAAAAUGGGAAGGCCGAACGAUGCCCGAUUUGUGGGAAAGAAUUUUCCGAAAGGAAGAAUCUGUAUUCGCAUCUCCGGACCAAGAAACAUCGGGAUAAUCCACUUGCUCAGCAGAUAUUAAGCACGGUCAGACCAAAAAAAUUAACCGGAUUGUGGGGAAUGAAUUUUGAUAGCGUUGAGGAGCAAACUCAUGAAUAAGGUCAAAUUUUAAACUGUUUUCUAUGGAAGGCUAAAUUCUUAAGGCUCUGGGAUCAGGCUUCGGAAUCCUCACUUACACUUACGCAUUCUCGUUUACGCCAGCAAAAUCAAAUAAGCAUAUUUAAAGGAGUCGGAUUUUUUCGAAAAUUUUAGUCGUCCUUAAACAAGAAUACGGAUGAAAGUCUUGUUUUGACUCUCGGCAACUAAGGUUUAAAGCCGCCGAGUUAAUCUUUUCUCUCUUUCUCUGAAUUGUUUUAUAAAAUGCAUUUCAUUAGAGGAUCUUAUGGAAAUCAAAAUAAUUGCUUAUGGUGUAUGUUCAGAAAAGAAUCCUAUUGUUUCUUGAGUGUGGGAAGAAGGAUAAAAUGUCUUUGAAGGAGUCAAUGUUUGUCGUAUAGUGUAGGUUCUCUGAACAAAAUACAAUAUGCUGAAGAAUUGUGUUGUAGGGUGAGUGAGUGCGAAAUCCGAACCGUGUUGGGAAAUGCUAUCAACUGCUGGAAUUUACGUCCUUCUGUAACACUCCCACCAAUUUAAUCUUAUUUAAAAACAUGGACAUUACAAAUUAGGUGAAAACAUGUGUAAAUGUUUCCUGAAUAAUUUAAUUUAAUAAAAUGUGUUUUGUGUGUCAAA
Messenger RNA from Armigeres subalbatus, 2423 nucleotides. RefSeq names its product zinc finger protein 700-like. Gene Ontology annotation, biological process: regulation of transcription by RNA polymerase II. The transcript is spliced from 3 exons. Gene Ontology annotation, cellular component: nucleus. Bases 126 to 1796 code for a protein of 556 amino acids. Gene Ontology annotation, molecular function: DNA-binding transcription factor activity, RNA polymerase II-specific; zinc ion binding. The record is from RefSeq and is a predicted model, not a curated record. Lineage: Eukaryota; Metazoa; Arthropoda; Insecta; Diptera; Culicidae.